UUACAUGUUGCGAGUCGGUGCUCAUCAGCUCAUAACAGGGAAGUGCAGCUUUCAGUAAGACUUUACCAGCAGUUGAGGGAACAUGUCAUUCGUGAACACUCUGCGGCAGUGGGAUGAAGCAGUGGCUUAUGUGGAGAAAGGAGACAUAUCCUCUGCUCUCAGGACAUUCCUGGCCAUUGAGGAGAAGAUAUCUAAAAUCAACUACAACAUUGGAUGCCUCCAUCUGCAUAACGAUGACUUUGAUGCUGCUGAAAAGGCAUUUGACAGCAGUAUCGGUAAAGAUGAGCACCUGGCUGUUGCUUUUUUUCAAAGGGGAAUUACAUUCUACAAAAAAGAAAAGUUUGAGGAGUCACUGCUGGAUUUCCAGCAAACCUUUAAGGAGCUAAGAGGGAAUCAACUGAUAGACUACAAACCUCUCGGUCUGAGGUAUAAGCUUUAUGCUUGUGAGGUGCUGCACAAUAUUGGACUGCUUUAUGCAAAGCUGGGGAAAUGGGAGAAGGCCCAAGAAAACCUGCUCACAGCUCUCAACCUCCGCACAGAAGCCAAAUUCAGUCACAUUGACCAGGCUCUGGAAUCCAUUCUGAAGCAGAAGCUCUUCUCUCUUGUGGAGAUUAAACCAGGCCUACUGUUCAAACCCAACAAGAAUUAUGUGGCAGAGCUGGAGAAGAAGGACUACCUAGGAAAGGCCAAGGUUCUGUCUUCUAUUGUUCCAGCUGAUAAUUUCUCUGGAUUUGCCCCUCUGCAGCCUCAAGUUGAAGAUGUACCCAGUACACCUAAAGCUCCUGAAGUACUGAGGGCGCUUGAAGGUGAGCCUCACACUGUUCUCUAUGAGUUCAUUCCUGAGACCAAAGAGGAGUUAGCUGUGUUGCCAGGCAACAUCGUAUUUGUUCUUCAGCGAGGAACCGACAACUGGGCAUCUGUUAUCUUCAAUGAAAGGAGAGGAUUAGUUCCAUAUAAUUUCCUGGAACCGCUGGAUAUUACAGUGGCGUCAAAGGUUGUACCGGUUGCACCAUCCAACAGGAAUGAACAAAUACCUGACCCACCAAGAAGACGAGCACCCAGUAAACCAACUACUAGUAAUGGAGUUUCCUCUGGCUGUAUUGUGAAAGUGCAUUUCAUGUUUACAAUAGUGAUUUGCAUUAAACCAGGACAGCCAUACACAGCCAUGCUCCAGAUGAUCAGCACUAAACUCAAACUGCCUGCUUCUGCACUUACGCUGAGCUAUGUAAAGCCUGAUUCUAAUGAGAGAGUGACUGUUGACGAGUCUGAGAUGCAGGUGUUGUGGAGCUGCGUAAAGAACAACCGCAUAACGCUGUGGUGCUCAGCAUCUGAGGACAGAAGUGAAACUCGAAAGAAAAUGGUGGCUCUGUACUCUUAUGAGGCCUCCACACCAGAAGAUCUGGCGUUCAGUAAAGGUGAUGUCAUCACCGUCCUUUCUAAGGUCAAUGAAGAAUGGUUUGAAGGGGAGUGCAACGGGAAGACUGGUAUCUUUCCAUCAUCUUUUGUUAUAGAUCCGUAGACUGAGUCAUUGCUGAAUGACAUAACAAAUCCAUAAUAAUCUCAUAUUUAUGCACCAGUGUUUUAAUCAGAUAUCACUGUGUGUAAAAUCACCUAACAGUGCUCAUCUGCAGUACUUACAGCUGGUGUGUUACAUAUUAAUAUUUACUAUUUAACUACACAUUAACAAGAGUUUACAAAUGAUUGUAUCAUUUAAAAAUUACACUUAGAAGUGUUAUUUUGAUGCAAAUAAAUCACCUUAAAGAACACUUGAAAACCUGAUGAGCUGACUUUUACAGAAUGCUAAUGAGUCCAUAUCCUACAUUGUAUUUUCCAGUUUAUCUUGCACUGUUGUGAGUUACCCUAAAGCCUCAAAUAAUCAUUUAAAAGUCAGGGUCAUCGCCUCUAAUUUAGUGGAAGUUUUCCCGAACUCCAUGUCAUAUGUCUUUACGUGUUAAUGUCACAUGCAUGUUCACUGUGAUGUAUUUCUAAGUAUCAGGGAGGGUCUCUAAGCUAGCUGAGCAUGUUUGUUCAAUGAUAGGUGGGGGUGGGCAACAUUAUUUCUCGCUAUCCAUGGGUGCACAGUGAUAAAAUCAAAAGAGAGGGAAAUUCUCUAGAUUCGAUUCUGAUGGAAAAGUUUUCUUUUCAAUUGUAAGACAUUGUGAAUUGUGCUACAUGUAAGCAGAGAAAUAAGCGAAAAAGGAAAAAAGCUCAUUUUGAUUUCAUGCUGAUGUUCAAUGUAACUUAUUUUCUCUUUGUUUUUAAAUAAAGUUUAAUGUGGAGGAAAAUCAA
Pygocentrus nattereri (red-bellied piranha) is the source of this 2289-nucleotide messenger RNA. It is a transcript of the gene ncf2, whose product is annotated as neutrophil cytosolic factor 2. Lineage: Eukaryota; Metazoa; Chordata; Actinopteri; Characiformes; Serrasalmidae. The coding region runs from base 83 to 1519 and encodes 478 amino acids. Gene Ontology annotation, cellular component: NADPH oxidase complex. Gene Ontology annotation, molecular function: protein binding; superoxide-generating NADPH oxidase activator activity. The record is from RefSeq and is a predicted model, not a curated record. The transcript is spliced from 14 exons. Gene Ontology annotation, biological process: respiratory burst; superoxide anion generation; phagocytosis.